CCUUGACCUUGAUGGCAAUAUGAAGCUGCAAACCAUCCUGCUGUCCCUCCCGCUGGCCUCUGUGGCCACUGCUGAAGUCACCCUCAACAAGCUGUAUUUCGAUCGUCUCUGUCCGAAAAACGAGGAGCUCGAGCUCGAAAUCUCACCCAAUGUCUUUGUGACCUACAGCUGCCACCGCUCAGUAGCCACCUCGGUGAAGACAGCUGCCUCUGACGCCGAGGACCCCUACGAGUGUGCCAUGGAGUGUUCUAAAACCAAAGGCUGUGUUGGCGGCUUGUGGAGUGGCCGGGUUAAGAAUGCUGAGGACCCAUGCAGUUUGGCUAUGCAUGCUGCUGGAGAGCCUGAGCUCCGAAACAGACUCGACGUUGUGUACAUGGCUGUGCGGGAUGGCAACGCCGAACCAGUAGAAUGCGCGGAGGAGGCAAAGAUUAUCCAUGAUUUGAUCAGCAAGAACGAGGCACUGAAGAAGGAGCUGGAGGAGUGCAAGACACACAGUGAUGAUGACGAUGAUGAUGAAGCUACCACGCCUCCCACUCCUCCUCCUUCAAAGGAAUGGACGAUCAAAACAGGCCACCACUUGAUAAACCACCACUAUUUGAGCCCCCAAGGCGGAAAUGGACGGCGCAGUCUGGAUGACUGCAUGGCACUGUGCGAGAAGACCACUGGAUGCCAGGGAGUCACCCGGAACAGAACGACGGGCACCUGCUGGCUGGCAAGAGACGCAAAGCCCCCGACCAGAGUUCUGGGACAGACCCCCAAUGCGAAUCUCGAUUCUGCCAUUCUUAAAUGAAGUUGAUAUAGCAGAGAUGCAUUUAUAGUCAGCCUGUCCUUGCAGAGGAAUUACCGGGCGGUUCCAUUGGAAGCAUUGGCGCUAGUUGAAAUGCAUCACAUGCAUUUCAAUUAUUGCAUUGACAUAUGUGGCUGAGAGAAUAUAAUUGAUUAAGUAUAAUUGAUUCCAUCAUCAAAUGCCAUUAUCCUUAACGUCGGGCUUACAUGCUCAUAAAUAUCCAACUCAAAUCAAUGUACACAUUCCUCCCAUGAAUU
This is a messenger RNA of Aspergillus wentii DTO 134E9, 1044 nucleotides long. RefSeq lists its product as uncharacterized. The transcript is spliced from 2 exons. Bases 20 to 790 code for a protein of 256 amino acids. The record is from RefSeq and is a predicted model, not a curated record. NCBI's taxonomy places the organism in Eukaryota, Fungi, Ascomycota, Eurotiomycetes, Eurotiales, Aspergillaceae.